This is a messenger RNA of Enhydra lutris kenyoni (northern sea otter), 4715 nucleotides long. Its product is annotated as ataxin 7 like 3. Gene Ontology annotation, cellular component: SAGA complex; DUBm complex. The transcript is spliced from 12 exons. Gene Ontology annotation, molecular function: transcription coactivator activity. Gene Ontology annotation, biological process: regulation of transcription by RNA polymerase II; positive regulation of DNA-templated transcription. Bases 1158 to 2222 code for a protein of 354 amino acids. Lineage: Eukaryota; Metazoa; Chordata; Mammalia; Carnivora; Mustelidae. The record is from RefSeq and is a predicted model, not a curated record.
CAGCCCCCGGGACAAUAGAGACACCCUCCCGGACUCCUCUCCCCGGCCGGCUGGGGCUGUCGGCGGGCGGGGAAGGAGAGGGGCCGGGACGCGUCCCACUCUGCCCACUCUCUAGGGGUCGGACUGUCCCGGACCGGCGCCGGCCUCGGGCGGCUCGGCUCUCCUCCCCCCAGUCGGUAUGAUGCAGCAGCAGUGCCGCAGGGACGGGGGAAGAGCCGAGGCCCGGCCUCCUACCCUCCCCAGUGCCCCUGGCUCAUUUGUCAGUCCCCACCCCACUCUAGGCCGGCAGCUCCUUAAACUCGUACCCACCGUUCAGAGGGGCCCCGGACUGUGGGCGCUGUUUCUGAAUCCUUUGGUGGGGAUUCCUGGACUUUGGGGCUCUUGGAGAGACUUCCGGGCUGGUCCUGAGGGAGGGAGGGUGGUUAUCUAAAAGAAGAACAGGUAAGGGGAGUGCCCACUCCCGGCAUGCCAUCCCAAGCGGGCUCUACCCCCUCUUCUUGAUCAUGGUGGCUGGAAAGGCUCCUUCAGCUCUCGGUUUCUGUGGGCUCUGUUCCCCUGCUGUAGUCACAGGCUUAUUUCAAGGGAAGAGAGAGUGGGGUGAAGGUUGUAGGGUUCUAGGGCCGUUCCUACUUCUGGUAGCAGUACCCCCCCAAGUGGACAUCCUGGCUGAAAGCAGAGGUGACUCUGAGGAGAGCCUAGGGAAGGGGGGGUGCAUUUAGGAGUCUGUGCAGUUCUUUGCCACACCCUGUGGGUUUGCUUUGAGGCCUUAGAGUUCCUUCUCCUCCCCCUGCUGCAUUGCACCAUGGGUAUGGAAGAGGGGUUUGAGUUUGGGGGACCUGGGGUGAGCUGCUGCCUCCCAUAGACCCAGACUUUGUCUGGUAGCAGAGUCCAGGGCCCGAGUUCAGUCCUGGGAAGGACUAGGCCGCCUUUGGGUUUCAGGCCCUGAAGGACUAUCCAGACUCAGUGAGCCUGGGCCUUGGGGAGGGGUAGAUCCUGAAGCCAGGAUUAGGCUCUGGGCAGCGAGGUGCAGAGGGGAGGUGGCGGUCUUCAGAGGUGCCUUGGCCUCACACCAGAACCCCCCACCCCCAUGUGUGCAGCCGUGUUGCCGCCCGCUGUGCUAUGAGCAGUCAGAGCGCCGUCUCCACAAGAGUUUACAAAUGAAAAUGGAGGAAAUGUCUUUGUCUGGCCUGGAUAACAGCAAACUAGAGGCCAUCGCUCAGGAGAUAUACGCGGACCUGGUUGAGGAUUCUUGUUUGGGAUUCUGCUUCGAGGUGCACCGGGCUGUCAAGUGUGGCUACUUCUUCCUGGACGACACGGACCCUGAUAGCAUGAAGGAUUUUGAGAUCGUGGACCAGCCGGGGUUGGACAUCUUUGGACAGGUUUUCAACCAGUGGAAGAGCAAGGAGUGUGUCUGCCCCAACUGCAGUCGCAGUAUCGCUGCCUCCCGCUUCGCUCCCCAUCUGGAGAAGUGCCUGGGGAUGGGCCGGAACAGCAGCCGCAUCGCCAACCGCCGGAUUGCCAAUAGCAACAAUAUGAACAAGUCGGAGAGUGACCAAGAGGAUAACGAUGACAUCAAUGACAACGACUGGUCCUAUGGCUCAGAGAAAAAAGCCAAGAAGAGAAAAUCAGACAAGCUGUGGUAUCUCCCAUUCCAGAACCCCAAUUCCCCUCGAAGAUCCAAGUCUUUAAAACACAAAAAUGGGGAACUUAGCAAUUCGGAUCCUUUUAAGUAUAACAACUCAACUGGGAUCAGCUAUGAAACCCUGGGGCCGGACGAGCUGCGUAACCUGCUCACCACGCAAUGUGGGGUGAUUUCUGAACACACCAAGAAGAUGUGCACAAGGUCCGUGCGCUGCCCCCAGCACACAGAUGAGCAGCGGCGAGCUGUGCGCAUUUAUUUCCUCGGACCCUCAGCCGUCCUUCCAGAGGUCGAGAGUUCCCUGGAUAAUGACAGCUUUGACAUGACUGACAGCCAGGCCCUGAUCAGUCGGCUUCAGUGGGACGGCUCCUCUGAUCUCUCGCCCUCCGAUUCAGGCUCCUCCAAGACGAGUGAGAAUCAGGGAUGGGGUCUAGGUACCAACAGCUCAGAGUCACGGAAAACCAAGAAAAAGAAAUCCCAUCUGAGCCUGGUAGGGACUGCCUCCAGCCUGGGCUCCAACAAGAAGAAGAAGCCAAAGCCACCGGCACCCCCGACGCCCAGCAUCUACGAUGACAUCAACUGACUUGGGUGCAAGGGUUAGCCUUUGGCUGAGCAGAGCCCUCUCUCCCAACCCCCACCCAGGUGGCAAAGCCUGGCGAAUGGACGGCUGCUGGGGGUUUGGGCUUGGGAAGCUUGGUGGGGCCAGGCAGGCAGAGGAUCCAGUUAUGCGCCCCUGGGGGGUGUCAGGGUCCUCUGCGACGGAGCACGACCCCUUGGCAUGCAGGACUCAGACCUGGACAUAUUAUGCCUUGGACAUAAGUUCGGUGGGGAGGCGGUUUUCCUAUUUAUUCUGUGAGUUACUGGAUGUCCAGCUAGGCCAGGGGCCUGACCUGGGCACUGUGCCAGGGCACUGCCUGCCCCCCACCCCAGGAACUGGACUAAGCCCUGCCGAGAAGCAUUGUGGCUACCGGGGAGGCUGUGGGUUGGAAGCUGAGCCUGGAGGGGGCCUCCCCCAGCUGCCCUCAGCAAUGUGAAUGGGUCCGGUGCUUGGAGCUGAGGGGCAGGGCUGGGUGUGUCCUGUCUGUGUGCAGAAUCCUAUCAGAUGCCCCCAAUCCGAGGGGUAGGCAGGCCCAGCAAGCUGUCUGCUGAGGUGGGCAUCCGGAACUGCCACCGCCUUCCCUGCCCCUCCCAGGGGCAGCCCUUUCCCCUCAGUCCCCACGGGCCUCCUCGGCAGCAGGGGCUGUCCUUUUGUCGUCAGGCGCCAGGAAAGGGCCUCCAGCCUCUGCAGCUUCACGGAAGAGGCAAGGGGAGGGUAGGAAGAGGGAGCUGUGUAUCAGAAUGACUCCCCCGCCCCACCUUUCCUCCCUGACCCAGGGCUGGUGAGGAGUGGGGCCCCAAGGUGAGAGGGAACGGUGCUGCUUUAUUUGAAAUGUUUUCUUACCUCAUUCCCUGCCCCAGGAAGGGGCCCAGCCUCACCCUCCUGGGGUGGCCCCAUGUCCCUCCUGCCUCCCCUGCCCCACUGCCCUAGCAGGGCAGUCCAAGUUCCCAACUGCUGCUUGCUACCCCCCUCCUUCACCUUGACCAGCUUCAGUUCCUCUCUCAAUGCUCCUGCCUCCGAAGCCUGCCCUGUUUCCCCUUCCUUAGCUGCUUUUAAGUUAUUUAUUCUGUACUCGUGGUUUGGGGCUCUGAGGAAAAUCCUGAUCUUUUACCUCUCCCCCUUUGCUAGGAGUUGGGGUGGGCAGAGGCUAGUCUCUGUGCUCUGGGUUGUCAGUGGAGGGCUGUCGUGCCUCGGCAUUGCCCCUCUGUGGGACUGUCAUGCCAGUGUGCCCACCUGCCUGGUCUACAUCCUGAAGAGAUGUACCGUCCCACCUCCACGUGGGCACCAUCGCUCCCAGGAGCCGAGCUGGAGGACUACAGUCUGGGCUGGGAGCAGAGCUGACUGACACAGGGAUGGAGUUGACCCUGAGCCAUGUUCUCUGGCAUUUGCUGGAUGUGAACCCUGCCCUCUUCCCAGGAGGAGCCAUCCCACAUUUGGGUAGCUAGUACCCAGGACUGGUUGGACUGAUUUUGGGUUAGGGACCCUAGAGGGUUAAGGGAACAACAAGAGAUAGGGCUGCAAUACCCUGUCUGGAACCCCAGUCCCCGCCCCUGGGGUGGUUCUGAUUGUGGCUGAUGCCUGGUUACAAAUUGGUUUUUAACCCAAGAAUUGUGAUUAUUUUUUAAAAAGCCAAACAAAUUUUGGCAGGAGUUAGAAUAAAUCCUGGGGCCUGGGCUCCUCUGUUCUUGACCCUCCAUAGUCUUCUCCCUCUAAGGGGAAGCCAGAGGGAAAGGAGGAUUUCAGCCAGCCUCCAGCCUGCUUCCAAAUGAAGUCUUGGGAGUGGGCUGAAGGUGAAGGGAGGACGGCUCAGGCCAUUCUCCCUUCUGAGAGGCAGCUGCAGCUCAGGCCCUACCAUACCCUUUCCCCUCUAGCCUCUCCCUUUCCCCCCUCUGGUUGGAGGAGGGAGAAGUGGGAAGUAGUUUGGGAACUGGUUUGUCCACAUCCACUUCCCCAUUGUUCCUUGGCCCGCCCUCAGGGCACAGCCCCCUGCCCAAGCUGGGUAAGAGAUGGGCUUGGUCCAGCAGGGACCCUGAGGGAGUAAACCCCUUUCCUUCUGGGGAGAGUGUGCCCCCCCUACCAUGUAGUUGAACAGGGGCUAGGAGCUCUCCACUCCCCUCCCUCUAACAGCAGGCUGUGUGGGUCUCAAUUCCCAUCCUUCCCACCCCGGCUAGGUGUCGUCCACCUGUAUCCUAUCAUGUGUCUGAGUGUGUGUGGGGGGGUUCUGUACUAAUUUCCAUGGCCGGUGGCUUUUCCUUCCAUGCAUCACUCCCCCCCGCAUGCCCAGGGGCCACCCGCCUGGCAUUACCGCAUGCUGGGGUCAUUGGGGGAGGGGGGUGGGGCUCACGCUGUCCUGUGGUCUUGAGAUUUUUAUUUUUGCAUAUGUAAUCCAUCCUGUACAGGUAGCUAACUUUGUAAACGCUGUGUAUUUCCCCUGCCCCCAUGGCUGCUGGUGUAAAUAAACUGCAUCUCCCGUUGGUA